AUGGACCACACGGAUGUCGAUGCGUUCAACGAUAAGACAGAUGAACCCCCUAUGGAAAGCGAAACUGAACAGCUGCUAGCAGAGAAAGAGGAAGAGCUGCUACCACUGAGACAGACUACCUCCCAUCCGUUUCAAAAAUGGAUGGACAGUUUCCGAGUACGCACACGGGUGCCUUCGACAACCCCAGAGCGAUAUGUCGAGAGCUGGUCAGAUUCCUCCCCACCCAACUUUUCACAACACAACUUGGCUGCUCGUCGAGACUCGUUGCGGUCGGGACAUUCAUCACAGUUAGGGACUGUCAAGACCACCACCGUUAGUAUCACUAGCCGCAGCUUCGGAAGAUCGAGAGGGGCGACCCAGAGUACCACUGGCAAGAGUAGCGUUUCGGAUACUCGAGACUCUGGCGAUAGCUCUCGCCCGACAUCGAGCCAACACGCUGAUGAGCAGGCAGACAUGCGUGCAAACAAGAGGCGUCAAGUGCUGCGGGAAAUGCUCGCGACUGAGGCCGAUUAUGUUCUAGGACUCAAGGCUCUCACAGAGGUUCUCUCAAUGUUCAACACCAGACCUCAGAUAUAUCACAACAUCCAGAAUAUUCGGAAGAUUCAUGAGCACUUCCUGAUCCAACUUCAAACUAUAUCCCCUAUGUCCUCUCCACAAGUCCCAAUUGGCGUGUCCGACGUGUCUCGCGGGCUCUCAAUGCGCCUGGGGGGUAUUGACCUACCUGGACUGAAAGGUAUGCAGAAUCGGUCCCUGAGAGCCCGAAACUUGAAAGCGACCAUGAACCAGCGACUCAAGGCUAUACAAGCAGAGCCGUUGGAGGCCCUCAAAGUUGCAUGCGCAGUGGAGAAAUUGUCGCUGUCUUUUUUUGCAUACGAGGAAUUUUGUAGUAACUAUGACCUGUUCACCCAAGAUUUGGCGAUUUUGCGGCGUUCCGUUCCAAACUGGGCAACGUAUGACCAGGGUAUUGAAGCGCUGUCCAAGUCAGUUGCCUCCGUGGAGAGUAGAAAACAUGAAGACAACAAGUCUAUGACUAUGAGCGACCUGAUGAUCAAGCCCAUCCAGCGACUGUGCAAGUAUCCACUCCUUCUUCAAGACCUGCUCCGACAUACCCCUGUUGGUGAUUGUCCUUCCUCCCAUGAUGGAAUUCGGCAGAUUUUGGAAAGCCUGCGCAUUUUGGUGGUCCGAAUCAAUUCGGCGACUGGGAAUCCCGUCAAAAAGGAUCGCAUUCAAAAGACCAUCCUCCUCCAAGGGAGAAUUGAGUUUUCUGAUUCGUACACAUUGCAGGAUGUAUAUCAAGAUCUGGGCCCAUUGACUCUGUGCGGCGUUCUCCAUGUCACCUACCAGACACCAGGCCACACGACUGGAGAAUUCAUGGCGUGUGUUCUUUUCAACUGCUAUAUAGUUCUUGCCAGAGAACUAGACGAUUUUCGUCGGUUGGAGGUCAUGGCUUGUAUCUACUUGGAUGACUUGAAAGAGGAAACUCUUCAAAACGGACACGGACUUUUCUGCUAUGGGUGCCCGUUUUCCUGGAAAUUCCAGUUCCAACGACAAGAAGAGAACUACGAGUUCGUGCUCAGUGCAUCAUGCGCAACUGAGGAGAGACUAUGGAAGACAGAGACCUUGAAAUGCUCUGCAGCGCUCGCUGGGAUGGCCAAGCCAGGCGGGUCCUGGGACCCCAGAAAGUAUACGAUCCUGAAGCUCCCGCUGGUACCAUUGGGCCGCGUGCAGUAUGCGGUGGCUUCCUUGGCCCGACGUUCAUCAAUGGACUCCACGGCGGUCACACGGAAGGCUAAGGUCCAGCAUGUGGUCAUCAAAAAGACGCAUUUCCCACACACCUUGGAGGAAACCACCAGUCCGUCACCCGAGGGGGAGAUCGAACGACCAAAGACAACGGCUGCACGAGGGUCCCUGACGGUGACUGCGAGACGGGUGGACCGAAUCCGACUCGAGCGACUGAUCUCGGAUGUUUACACCCGCGAUGUACUUCCUCUGCCGGGAAUGGUGCUCGGCCGAGGGGAUCUCUUCCGGCGUGGUUCGAUCAUGCAACGCCUCAGCCUCCAUGCUACCUUUACCAAACGAUCCAGGUCCGUCAGUACGGUUCAUUCUGGGCCGGUGCUCACCGAUGCACACUCCAUAGACCGUCACAGCAGGGAGGGGAGAGAAUUGGUGCCUACUCAUGAUGGGUGCGCCGACCAUCGCUCCUCGACAGAGCCGGACCGUGAGUCACCGAAAACACCCAUGUCCACACUUGGACGCUCGAGAACCCUUCGAUUUCAGAACACCCCCAAGCGGGCUUCAGAAUCGGCAUCUUCGCCACGCAGUGAGAAACGCCUCAGCCAGGAAAGCAGUUCUGGAACGUCUCCAUUACGGAAGAAAUGGACAUCUCCCAUCAGCCUGCUGAGUGCGCUCUCACCGAAGAAUUUGAUGCGGCCGCGACCCAACAUGGGGCAGGGGAACGGGCAGGAAGGUGAAGAAGAUCGUCAGCUAUUAUAG
Molecule: messenger RNA, 2493 nt
Organism: Penicillium canariense
Lineage: Eukaryota; Fungi; Ascomycota; Eurotiomycetes; Eurotiales; Aspergillaceae
Product: putative Rho guanyl nucleotide exchange factor
Exons: 6
Coding region: 1-2493 (830 amino acids)
Molecular function (GO): guanyl-nucleotide exchange factor activity
Source: RefSeq, a predicted model, not a curated record